AUGUCUGGCGCUGCACCUCUUCACGGCGGCGAUGCACCGCCGCCAUACUCAGAGACAGACAUAUAUUCCAACUCUGGUGCUGGUGCUGUCCCGUCAGCGCCGCCCACCCUAGCCGACGACGUGACAUCCCGCAUGUCGUCAAACGAAGAAAUUAUCUACACUCCCCCAGAUACCCCCCGCACAACCAACUCCCGUAGCGUCAUCACUGGCAUUCCGCAAGCCGGCGCCGACCUGUACUUUGAGACAAGACCCCCGCCGCCGCCAGGUGUGAUUCCCCAGUCGACGCUCGUGCAUGCGCUGCAUCUCGAGACGCAGUCACUGCCCGAUGAUUUUCCCUUUCCGAGCGACUGGGAGAAGCGUGACAUUAAUGCGCAGGACUGGGCCACAUUCAUCAACUUUUUACUGCCAGAUCACACCACGCGCGGAAACGAUGUUAUCCUGGAGCGCAAACUCCGCGCCGAGGCGGAAAGCGAAGCCGGCGACAGUGUGAGCAGUGGACGCUCGCAGGCUGAGCUCCAGCGGCAUAUGAUGCGCACAGCCGGCCCUGAGGCUUUACAGGAUGAGGCCCAGCGACAGGCGAAUGCGAUGGCCACCGUUCAUGAGUGGAACGAUGGCUUCUUUACGCCACGAGGCAUCACCAUUAGUAUUGCCGCAAGCGAGGACGACGAGGUUGAUUAUGGUGCGACUGCGCGGGAUGGGGAAGAGCAACCGGCCCCUGGUAGUGGGUGGUGGCCGAAUGCGUCGUCUUUCAGGAUCGACGCCGGCGGCAUCGCGUAUGGCAAGAAAUUCGUCAUGGAUGGCAGGGGUAUCCGCCUUGGCUCUCUCAUUAUGGAUGCCAAUGGCAUUCGAACGGCGGGUCAUGAUGGUGACGCGCCGGGGAUAUUGCAGGAUGCAGGAGCGGGACCGUCGUCACGUAGCGUGCCAGAUGCUGAACCCACGCGUGGGAGAGCUCAAGCCAGUGACAACAUGACAGGCAAAGGUAAAGGCACGGCUCGGGAUCGAUCUGCCUCCUCGGUCUCAUCAGCAUCGUCUACAUCUUCAAGCUCUAGCGUCUCUUCGCUAGAUUCACUACCCGACUACGACGAGGUGCGCGAGCAGCAAUUGCCUGCUUAUCUCAACAUUUUACGGGAUUGGACCUCCAAGCCCAGUCACCUUCGCACCAACACGGAUGUAGUCUGGCUCAAAAACGAGCUCAGUCUCGCCAAGUUUCACACCGCCAACCCCACCACGGAUAAGAGGGAGCUCAAGGCACAGAUCAAGAUGCUAUUGAAGCAGUGGAAGCAGAUCCAACGCGAGCAGCGCAAAACGCAGCGCGGUACUCGCAGCGCACGCAAAAAGCAGCGUCGGCAGGAAAAGCGUGAACGCAAGCAGUGGAGGAGAGACAUGAAGAGGUCGCAAAGGGAUGUGCGACGGGCAGAGAAGGAAGCGAGACGGCACGGCGGACACAUGCCCCCGGUGCCCUUUGUACCUCCUCUACCGCAUGGCCGUUCUAUGCCAGCUGUGCCCGCUGGGCCAGCUGUGCCCGCCAUGCCAGCUAUGCCAUCGAUGCCCGCCCUGCCUCACGGGAUGCAUUGCCCGCCCUCCAUGCGUCUCCAUAACCACCACCCUCACCAACGCCACCAUGAACAUGGAGUUGGUGGUAGAGGCGGCUGGUCUCAUCACGGACGUGGCGGAUUCGGCCGGGGUGGAUUCGGCCGGGCCGGAUUCCCCGGCGCUUGGCCCCCUCGCAAUCGUCACGGACCACCAGGGUGCCGGUCUGACAGCGACCGACAAGGCGACGCGCCGCCUGCGCCGAAUCCAGCGCUGGCGGCCAAGUACACGGCGGCGCAGGGCAUCGAAGACGCCAUACGCAAGCAGCAGGAAAAGGCCGACAACAUGUUCGAAGGGCCCGGAAAGGACGCGAUCCAAAGCGCCAUUGCGUCCAUGAUGCAAUCGCUAGAAUCUCUGCGGAUGGAUGCUGAUGAGGAGUAUGCGCGCCAUGUUGUGGGCUCGCAUGUUACUCCCGAGAGAUCGGUCAUAACAAAGGGUGUAUACUGGACGACAUCAAAAGACCUUUUAAGCUUUACAAAGGGUGCCAAAAUUACCAACGUCACGUUUCCUUCGGACGAAUGGUGGCAUGGGACGUACAAGGGCAAGAGCGGAUUCUUUCCGGCUCAUCAUGCAAAACUGUUGCCAUUGUAA
This is a messenger RNA of Akanthomyces muscarius, 2181 nucleotides long. RefSeq lists its product as uncharacterized. The transcript has 2 exons. Lineage: Eukaryota; Fungi; Ascomycota; Sordariomycetes; Hypocreales; Cordycipitaceae. Gene Ontology annotation, molecular function: protein binding. The record is from RefSeq and is a predicted model, not a curated record. Bases 1 to 2181 code for a protein of 726 amino acids.